Messenger RNA from Rhagoletis pomonella (apple maggot), 2202 nucleotides. RefSeq names its product histone deacetylase 3 (gene HDAC3). Bases 346 to 1668 code for a protein of 440 amino acids. The record is from RefSeq and is a predicted model, not a curated record. The transcript has 4 exons. Lineage: Eukaryota; Metazoa; Arthropoda; Insecta; Diptera; Tephritidae. Gene Ontology annotation, molecular function: histone deacetylase activity.
CGAGUAUGUACUGUAUAUAAUUCGCCUUGUAUCAUUUCAUGCCUAAUGAAAUCGUUUUUGUUAUUAGGGUUUUGCAUAUGGUACUAAUUGAUAUGUGUGCAUAGUUCCAUAAUUAAUUAGAUUGGCUCGCAUGUAGAAAGAAAUAAUUCAAAUUAUAUUAAAUACAAAUGCGUUAUGAGCUUGACUGAAUUGGACUUUAGUACAACGCGUCGGCUUAUGUUGAUAGUCAUUGUACUGCUUUUCAUAUUAUUUGCUAAAAGACUCGCAUUCCAUGACGAUAAUAUACACUUUAAUAAUUGAUUUGCAUUUAAAAUCGCUUGAGGUCUAAGAAAACCGACGCAAAAAAUGUCAACUCCUACCAAUCGACGUGUAUCAUAUUUUUAUAAUCCCGAUGUGGGCAAUUUUCAUUAUGGGCCUGGUCAUCCAAUGAAGCCGCACCGCUUGUCGGUUACCCAUAGCCUUGUCAUGAACUAUGGACUUCACAAAAAGAUGAAAAUAUAUCGACCUUACAAAGCAAGUGCCCAGGACAUGCUCCGAUUUCACAGUGAAGAGUACAUUGACUUUCUGCAGAAAGUCACUCCGCAAAACAUCCAGUGCAAUACCGUUGGAUACACAAAAUACUUGUCUCACUUUAGUGUGGGUGAGGACUGUCCGGUGUUUGAUGGAUUAUUCGAGUUUUGUGCAAUGUACACAGGUGCGUCACUAGAGGGUGCGCAGAAGUUGAAUCACAAUCACAGUGAUAUAUGCAUCAAUUGGUCAGGUGGCUUACAUCAUGCUAAAAAAUUUGAAGCAUCAGGCUUCUGCUACGUUAACGAUAUAGUAAUAGGCAUUCUGGAAUUACUUAAGUACAAUCCCAGAGUGUUGUAUAUAGAUAUCGAUGUGCAUCAUGGAGAUGGUGUGCAAGAGGCUUUUUACCUCACCGACCGUGUGAUGACUGUUUCCUUCCAUAAAUACGGAAACUAUUUCUUCCCUGGAACGGGAGACAUGUAUGAAAUAGGUGCUGAAUCUGGUCGGUACUAUAGUGUAAAUGUUCCUUUGAAAGAAGGCAUUGAUGAUCACAGCUAUUUUCAAGUAUUCAAGCCAAUAAUCUCGGCAGUAAUGGAUUUUUAUCGCCCCACAGCGAUUGUCUUGCAAUGCGGCGCGGAUUCCCUUGCUGGUGAUCGUUUGGGCUGUUUUUCCCUUAGUACUCGUGGACAUGGCGAGUGUGUGAAAUUCGUUAAGGAACUAAAUGUACCUACUUUGGUUGUAGGGGGUGGCGGCUACACUUUACGCAACGUGGCCCGUUGCUGGACUCAUGAAACUUCUUUACUGGUAGAUGAAAAUAUUUCUAAUGAUUUGCCAAUGUCAGAGUAUUUAGAAUUUUUCGCACCUGAUUUCACGCUACAUCCAGAUGUGAACUCACGACAGGAAAACGCAAAUUCUAAACAAUAUUUGGAAUUAAUAGUAAAACAUGUUUAUGAGAAUUUAAAGAUGUGUCAACAUUCGCCCAGCGUGCAAAUGGUACAAAUACCACCAGACGUCAUAGAUAUGGAGGAGGUGCGUGUGAAAGAGGAAUCUGAUCCAGAUGUUCGAAUAACGCAAGCAGAAGACGAUAAAAUGGUCGAGCCGAAAAAUGAAUUCUACAGUGGAGAAGCGGAUCAAGAUAAAGGCGAUAUGGCUGAAAGCUAAAAAUUACGAAUUAUUGUGUAGUGAAAAUAGGAAAAGGCUUCUUAGGACGCAUAGUAUAUUAGUUGUAAAAUUGCUUUUAAUAACUUGUAAGUUUUAUAUAUAUAAGCCCCAGCCCUUUCAAUUGAGUAGAAAUUUUAAGGUUAAUGCUUUACUCUAAAGAGCGAUUUUUUUUAUGGCAAAUCAAAAGGCAAGAAUAAGAAAUUAUAUUAUCGACAUCGCCGAUAACUGACAAGUAAUAGUAAGAGAUUUAUUCAUAGAACGUGGAAGGAAAUAAAAUUCCAGUUAAAUGGAUUUAAGCUGUCAGAAAAUAAAUUUGAACUUUAGGCAAAUAAAUGAAAACUUUGGGCAAAUAAAAUUAAACUCUACUGGAAUACUGUGGUACUAAACAGUGUUUGAAAAACUGGUACUUGCUGUAUUUAGUGUAUUUUUCACACACAGUAGAGUUCAAUUUUAUUUGACCAAGAGUUAAAUUUAUUUGCCGGAACUUUAAAUUUAUUUGCCCAAAGUUUAAAUCUAUUUGCUGAAAGUUUAAAU